Molecule: messenger RNA, 3401 nt
Organism: Haplochromis burtoni (Burton's mouthbrooder)
Lineage: Eukaryota; Metazoa; Chordata; Actinopteri; Cichliformes; Cichlidae
Gene: zrsr2
Product: zinc finger (CCCH type), RNA-binding motif and serine/arginine rich 2
Exons: 11
Coding region: 246-1982 (578 amino acids)
Biological process (GO): mRNA splicing, via spliceosome
Cellular component (GO): U2AF complex; spliceosomal complex
Molecular function (GO): pre-mRNA 3'-splice site binding; metal ion binding
Source: RefSeq, a predicted model, not a curated record
CCACAAAGAAGAAGAUAAAGAAGGCAAAACAACUCCGCAUGUAGCUAACAUUUACAAUAAACAUUUUUUUAGUUGUGCCUCUAGCUUGACAAAUUAUUCCACCUGGGAAAUAUUUCGUAUAAGCAGAGAAGAUUUUCUCUAAUGUUUCUAAUUACAUGCUGGCGAGAACAAACAACGCGGGCAGAAUUACACUGGGCAGCUAGGGUUAGCCAAAGAAGCUAACCAGCUAGCUCCCAUUAGCUGCAAUGGCAGCGUCCACUCCUCCAGUGAUUUCAGCUCCUGUAUUAAGUCAGAAGCAACGCAGGGCUGCUCUGAGGAAAGAGAGGAGGAAACGGAAACGCCAGGCUCUCGCCCAUGCUAGAGAACGAGAUUUAAAAAAUGGAGCAAGCCCUACUCCUGGAGAAGAAGACGAAGUAAAUGAAGACGGUGAGGAUGACGAUGUUGCAGAGGAAGAAAGACAGCGUCUUCAUGAAGAGUGGCUGGAAAGAGAGCGGAUUGCCCAAGAGGAGUUCAGACUGCGUUUGGAGAAGGAGGAAACAGCAAGGAAAAGAAAAGAGGAGGAGGAGCGGAUGAUAAAGGAGGAAUGGGAAGCGCAACAGAGGCGAGAACAAGAAGAAAAAGAGCAGAAGCAGCAGGAGAAGCGAGACAGAGAGGAGGCUGUUCAGAAAAUGUUGGAUGAAGCUGAAAAUCAGCUGGAUAAUGGUGGCCCGUGGAUGAACCCUGAGGCUCCUGUGACAGUGAACUCUGAGAACUUUGGAACGGAGCGUGACGUAGCCAACUGUCCGUUCUUCCUCAAGACUGGAGCGUGUCGAUUUGGAGACAGAUGUUCUCGAAAACAUACGUAUCCUGCAACCAGUCCAACGCUGAUGAUCCGCGGAAUGUUUAGAACGUUCGGUAUGGAAGAGUCGCGCCGUGAUGACUAUGACAUCGAUGCUUGUUUGGAGCACAGCGAGGAGGAGAUGCAGGAGUCCUUCCUCGAGUUCUACCACGAUGUUCUGCCAGAGUUCAAGAGCGUCGGCAAAGUGUUGCAGUUUAAGGUCAGCUGUAACUAUGAACCACACCUGAGAGGAAACGUUUAUGUUCAGUUUGACACAGAGGAGCAAUGCAAAGAGGCCUUCAUCAAAUUCAAUGGGAGGUGGUAUGCAGGCCGGCAGCUUCACUGUGAGAUAUCACCUGUUACACGGUGGAAGAAUGCCAUAUGUGGAUUGUUUGACAGACACAAGUGCCCUAAAGGGAAGCACUGCAACUUUCUGCAUGUAUUUCGAAACCCUGGGAAUGAAUUCUGGGAGGCUGACAGGGACCUGCACAUGUCCCCUGACCGCAGUGUAAGGGGCAGUCACAGAGACGGGUGGCAUUCGAGCCGAUCAUGGAGGCAGCGUCAUUACAGCAGGAGCCCGGUGAGAUCGGAGAGAUCUGAAAGGAGACGAGACGAAGACAGGCGAAGGAGCAGGAGCAGAGAGAGGAGGCCGUCAUACCACAACAGAGAGGACACACGGUCGUCCAGAUCCAGACACAGUGACAGGUGGAAAGACAGGCGAAGGAGCAGGAGUAGAGGCAGGUCAAGGAGCAGAAGUAGAGACGACGAGCAAGACAGGCGGAGAAACAGAAGUAGGGACAGAGAGAAGGAGCAUAGGGGUAGAGAUCAAGAGAGAAACGGUAGAGGCACGAAUGACGUCGCUCACAUGGGAACGAGAGAAAAGUCGAGAAGUAAAGAAAGAAGCCCCAAAUCACCUGAUAAAAGUAAGAAAAAGUCUAAUGAUGACAGCAGCACACAUCGUCGCCACAAACACUCCAAAAAGAGCAAGAAGAAGAGCAAGAAGAAGAGCAAGAAGAAAAGCCAUUUGCCUGAAGAGACAGCUUCAUCUGGAGAGUCAGAAAAAGAGGAGUCAGGGGAGGAGACGGUGGAAAACCUUUCAACAUCAAGUCCCAGUGGAGAGAGAAAUGAGAUGGAGCAAACGCAGAAAAACAGUGAAAGUGAAUAGUCCGAGGAAAUGUGAGGUGACCUCACUGAAAAUAUGCUCUUUUUGUAGCGCACAUUUUAAAAUCUACAAAUCAGAUUUUCCUAAAAAUAACUUCUAGAAAUUUGUGCACACUGCGAUACAUCUCCGCCUUACCGAUCUGGAUUUUAAAUGAAUAAAAAGGGAUGCAUUGCAGUUUGUGAGUCCUGAGAUCACUGUAUUCUGAUGCGUUAAUCCAGUUUAAAAUGCAAUGAUUUUAAUGUAGUCAACAUUGGCACUUGUCAACACCUUUUGUGUACAUAUGUGAAUAUUUUCAAGAUGCUCAUUGUGGCACUACAUGUUACGUAACAAUAUAAAAACAAAAAAACCCUUGCUUUUUGAAUACAUUUAUUUUUAAUAUCUUUCAAAUAUAAGAAAAAUGUGUUGUCAGUGUUUAAUACAAAAACUGAUUUCUUUUGCACAAAUCAAAGUUUGAUAAUACGAGUGUUCAACGACAACAGUUUUGAUCUUGAUAAGAAAAAAAGACUUCCAUACAGUUUGAGAUGAGUAACUAUUUAGAAGUUGUUUCCUUGCACAUUACAAUGAUAUACCUGAUAUCUGCAGUUCAUGUUUUUAUGUUCCCACUCCAUGAAGAAAGUCAUGAUCAACAUGUCUGGGCAGACUGGAGUAAUUCCAUAAUACUGGUUUAUUGUAGCCAAAUAAUUCCCACAUCCGUGACAUCAACCUGCAGUUAUAAAUCCCUUUUUUCUGCUGUUUUAGCCUCCUAUAGACACCACUGAGAAGGUAAAACACAGUGUUCUUUGGUCAUAUGUUAGUCGUUAAGAGUAAGCCAGAGCUAUAUAAUACACAAAAUAGUGGUUUUAUUUGGGUCACUAUCCUAACCUAAUUCAGCACUAAGGGAGGAACUGGACCUAAGAUAUACUUUCAGAGGCUUUUACAAACCUCAGUGUUUUUUUGUAAGGACAAUAAGUCGAUGGUCAAAAACACUACAGAAAUACAGUAUAGCAAACGUGACACUAGUUACACAGAAACCACCCACAUAUAACAAUUAGUCUGGAAAUGUGAAUAUGAAAUGAUUCAUUUGAAGAGAAGAAUCACAGAAAAUAAACCUGUAUUAAGUGUUAACACAGACACAAUGAUUAUUAAAUGUGUAAUUUUAGUUACUGGGUUCAGUUUAGCCAUGAAUAAGUGAUUGUAACAGUGUCUGUGGUUCCCUUAACAGCACUGGCCCCAGCUGGUGGCUUUGAUGCAUUACCAUUACAUAUGAGCAUGCAACAUAGGAACUGGUUAUUUGUUCACUCAUUCAGUCCAACCCUUGUACCUGAACAUUUUCAGAUGAAUGUGUUUUGUUUUUUUUUAACUUGUUAUGCCACUUAACACUGGCUGUGAGACAAUGAGGCAUAAAAAGGUAUCAUUGGAUGAACCAGCAUCAUCUCUACACGU